Messenger RNA from Electrophorus electricus (electric eel), 2099 nucleotides. RefSeq names its product forkhead box protein N2. Lineage: Eukaryota; Metazoa; Chordata; Actinopteri; Gymnotiformes; Gymnotidae. Gene Ontology annotation, cellular component: nucleus. Gene Ontology annotation, biological process: regulation of DNA-templated transcription. The record is from RefSeq and is a predicted model, not a curated record. Gene Ontology annotation, molecular function: DNA-binding transcription factor activity; cis-regulatory region sequence-specific DNA binding.
AAGGACAGAUCGCGGAUAGGACAGUGAGGGUAAUUCGGUGACUAGUCGCUAGCUAGUUCUUUUGCUGUAAUUUUAAUACUGUUCUGUUAAUUCAGUGUAUCUGUUUAAACGCAAAAAGGGACUCUCUAUCUUGAGAACUCAAAGUUAGUACGUAAGGUGAGGCAAGCGACUGCAUGCAUGUGCCUUUACCUCGCGACUGGGAGAGAGAUGGAGAAGGACGUACCCACAUCGCCAUCCGUUUCCCCUAUACAAUCCCCAACGAACGCAUCCAAAGCCCUUUCCCAUUCCCCAUCUCUUCCCCAACCCUCUGCAACUGUGCUGCACCAAGCCGCUCCUUCUUAUUCCUCGUGCCCCGCUCCAUUGUCUGGAGGUCUUAACACUCACUGCCUCAGUCCCCCGACUCCAUCUGACCAGGAUGACCUGACCUGCCUAAGCUGGCUGCAUCAGAGGAACUUACUGCCUCUGCAGCACCUUCCCAAGAUGCCCACACUGCCUCAGUUAGAGUCACUGGAACCCCUCCCCACCCCAAAUCUACCUCUGUCCCCAGGCAAACCUCCAUAUUCUUUCAGUAGCCUCAUCUUCAUGGCAAUCGAAGACUCUCCAGACAAAAGGCUUCCCGUUAAAGGUAUCUAUGAGUGGAUCGUCAACAACUUCCCUUACUAUAGAACGGCUCCGAGUGGGUGGAGGAACUCGGUCAGACACAACCUGUCCUUGAGCAAGAGCUUUCAGAGGAUACAGAGGGACAAAAGUCAAUCUGUUGGAAAGGGGUCACUAUGGUGCGUUUGCCCAGAAUAUCGACCCACUCUUCAGGAGGUGCUUAAGAAAACACAUUAUUGUCACAUCAACAACAGUAGUUUGCUGAACAGUCCUGUAUUAUUGGAGGCAGCAGAUUAUGGACAGACCCUCAUGGGUGACACUACAGUGAUUUCAGACAUGGAUUUGAAUAACCCUUCAAUGUCGUCAUGUUCUUUGAUCCCUGACCACGAGGAGCUGGUGGCCAUCGAACUAACAGAAGAGGCUUGUGAGGAGUCUGAGAAAGAUCCACUCGCAGACAGUGGCUACAUCGAGUUCCACUAUUAUCAGGAUCAGCAGUACCAGUACCUGGUCCUACCAGGGGAUACUGAACUGGAUCUAGAAACAGUCGAGAUCCUACAACUUGAUGCGGAGGCGCAAGAGGCUGCAGGAUCACUGCUUGACUUAGCAGGAGGAAGCCACUGAUCUGGACAUCUUGAUGGAGAAAUAAUAGCUGCCAUCACCAGUAAUUUACUUUUUUUGAUUUACUGCUACUUGUCUAAGGACAUAUUGAAACUGCCUGAAAUCCGAUGUUGUUAUAGUGUUGUAUGCACCACAUUUUUACAGUUUUAACAGAUCAGUAGUGGGUUGAGUUGUAUAACAUGAGAAUCGAUAGAAAUUAAUGGAUUUGAUCAUACAUGAAUUUACUUAUUUGCAUUCAUUUAAAAUUGAACAUGGAUAAAACUGCUUUUGAGGGACCAGUGCUGAUGUCAACUAUGGGUAAAGGGGCGAAGGUUGUAUAGAGUACUGUGCUCUAAUACAUAUUGCAAAGUAAAAGAAAAGUAUUUACUUACAUAACUGUGGCAUACAUAACAUUUUAGUAACAACUGUAGCAUUUGAGAGUCUGGAUGUGGUUUGGAAUGUAUUAUUCAGAUUAUACCAUGCUGUAAACCUAAGGCAACUCACCCUUAAAACAAUGUCUUGUUUGAUAGACAUUUGUAGACAUCACUGUUUAAUGUCAGAAAACAUAUUUAGUGCUCUUCCAAUAGCUAGUUCAGUAUAUAGUUUGUGUAUUUUCAUGGUAUACGUCAUACGCAUAAUAAUUUAUGAUGUGUAAUAUUUGAGACAAACUGCCAGUAAUUUCAUUCUUUUGUAUAGAAUUUGUAAUGUCUGAUCUUUGUUCCUUGUUGACUCAUUAACAUGGUACUGUUGAAAUAAAUGUUCUAACAUUUAUUUUUCUGUCGAACCUAGUGCAUGGUAUUCCAAAUUGUUUAUUUGAAUAAAGUGUUUAAUGAUGAUUUGAGUAGUUUAGACCAAAAGGUCCACCUCCUGUUUAUAUAUAAGACACUUGGCAAUAAAUUUCUGGA